Molecule: messenger RNA, 522 nt
Organism: Bombyx mandarina (wild silkworm)
Lineage: Eukaryota; Metazoa; Arthropoda; Insecta; Lepidoptera; Bombycidae
Gene: CPH21
Source: RefSeq, a predicted model, not a curated record
ACUCAGAACGAACAACACAAACUUACAAAAAUGUACAAAAUCGUAUUUUUCCUCGCCACCGUCGCAUUGGCGUCAGCCAAACCCAGCGCCAUCGUGGCAGCUCCAGCACCUCUGGUGGCAGCUUCAGCGCCUCUGUUAGCGGCCCCAGCACCCCUUGUAGCAGCCCCCGCUCCGGUCGUCACUGCCACAAGCUCCCAGUACGUUUCUAGAAACUUCAACGGUCUAGUUGCUGCCGCUGCUCCUUUGGUAGCUGCCCCUGCUUCAUACAGCUUCGCUCCAGCUGCCAGACUAGUAGCCCCAGCGGCAGCACCGUACGUAGCUGCAGCUGCUCCAGUUGUUCCUACAUACGCUCGCUACGCAGCUCCUUAUGCAGCAUCGCCGUAUAUUGCGGCUUCUGCUCCUUACAUCGCAGCACCCUAUGCUUCUGCUCCUUACAUCGCAGCACCCUAUGCUUCUGCUCCAUUCGUCGCCCUCAAGUGAAAGAACUGAACAAACCUAGACCAUAUCUAAUCCAAUAAAACA